Messenger RNA from Labrus mixtus (cuckoo wrasse), 3900 nucleotides. RefSeq names its product oxysterol-binding protein-related protein 7-like. Bases 242 to 3034 code for a protein of 930 amino acids. The record is from RefSeq and is a predicted model, not a curated record. Gene Ontology annotation, molecular function: cholesterol binding. Gene Ontology annotation, cellular component: perinuclear endoplasmic reticulum; cytosol; plasma membrane. Lineage: Eukaryota; Metazoa; Chordata; Actinopteri; Labriformes; Labridae. The transcript is spliced from 23 exons.
ACUUGGAGGACACAUGGGAGAUUUACAGGAGAACUUUCAAAAGAAGAAUCCUUAUUCUCUCAGUGGCUUUUUUUUGGGAACGGGAACAUUGAGGAGAAAUCUUGCAGCUCUAAAGGGGAAAGUUAAAGGAACUGUCCGUGGGCUACAACAGGAGCGGCAGCUUGUUAACAAUCAGGCCAACACAGUGCCGUUCCUUUUGCCAUGAGACGCAGCCUGUCCUGAAGGUCCCUUCAACCUUUCCAUGCAUCGCUAUUCUCAUCACAUCGCAUCCAUGGACCCUCAGGUAGUCCCGCCCCCUCUGAGCAGCAGCCAAUCAAUUAUCAGCUGCACCGACAAAUCCCCAGCCAGCACGUUCAAACCGGGCCACUCACGGAGCAGCAGCACUGGAUCCAACAGACAAUCAAAACAGUCUCGUCACUGGGAGGUGAUGGACGAUUUGCAGAACAUGGACAUGUAUGCAGUCUCCGGAUCGGUUCCUGACCUCACUAUUCCCGGAAUCUGUGAGGGUUACCUGAUGAAGAGGAGGAAGUACCCGCUCAAAGGCUGGCACAAGAGAUACUUCUUGUUGGAGAAAGGAAUUCUAAAAUACUCCAAGACGCAGCAAGAUAUUCAGAGAGGGAAGCUUCAUGGCUCUCUGGAUGUCAGCCUGGCCGUCAUGUCCGUCAACAAGAAGUCCAAACGUAUAGACCUGGACGCUGGAGACAAUCUAUACCACCUCAUGGCAAAGAGCCAGGACGUCUUCUACAUCUGGCUGACCAAACUGUGUGCUCAUCGAGUGUUCAGGAAAAACGAGGCGAUGAGCGUCCAUCACGGCGUCCUUCACGCGCUUUCCAUUGGACCGAGCAACCUGCCCGCCAUGGCCACGCUCGCCCAGCAAAACAGAUCAACGCCUCCGCAUUACGCCAGCUCAGCAUCAGUAUACCAACCAGAGAUCAUGAGCCCCGCCCCCGACCCCUCCUCUAACCCAGACGUGACCAACAAGGUGUCGUCCUGGCUGCAGCAGACCCACGACAUCAGCGCCACAUCAAACGACUUGGCUCGCUGUCAGGUCGAGCUGACUGAACUCGCGCAGCUCAUUCAGCGUCUUCAUUGGCUGGAGGGAGGCCUGCCGAUCACAAACACAGACCUGGAGAUGAGAAUCAGUAUGCAGAAUAUCUCUCUGGAAAAACCAAAGAAGAAGACGGGGAAGGUGUUCGGUCACUCCAGGACUUUGUCUCGCGUUGAAGCGUUGGGAAUGUUUACCUCCAGUCACCUGAGCAGUAAUGGCAAUGGUGGUGGUUUGGGAGCGUCGGUUCAGUCCAUCCCUGACUACGUCUACUCUCAGCUGUCCAACCCUCAGGUGACCUCGCCCGAGGCCAAGAAGCUCCACCAGGACAUCUGCAUCGCUUCCCAGAGAGUUCAUGCUUCCCUCAAGUCUGUUCAUGAGGUUCUGUCCUUCGAGAGAGAGAGACUGAGGCAGGCCUGGACCAGCCCGGACCUGAGACAGAACACCUCGCAUCAGCUCGCCACACUCUGCAGCACACUCUCCGAGCUUGACAUACAGUCACGUCUGACCAAAGUCCACUCGCUUUCCCUGUCCUCUGACUCUACCGACGAAUCCUUCUGCACCGUCCGUCCUGACCAGAGGACUCCAUCGAUGGGUCGUCACCCUCAUCGGGCGCCCUCUGUGGCCGACUCUAUGGCCGAGUAUUUCGACGCCAGCGAGGUCAUCGUGUGCGAAACAUCAUCGGAGGCCGAGGCGUCGGACGAGUCGGGUCUGAGUGACAUCACGACCACCACCAACUCGGAGCCCGAGGAGGGACACGCCACCGCCACCCUCAACUACAGAGCAAGUCUGAACAACGAUCAGGAGAAACCGAACCUAGUGCCCGCAAAUACAGGUCGUCGUACCACCCUCUCCGCUGCGUGCACAGACAACAGCCACAUCGGCAUCAUGACCAUCCUGUACAACAACAUCGGGAAGGAUCUGUCCAGAGUGUCCAUGCCGGUCGCUCUGAACGAGCCGGUGUCUCUGCUGCAGAGACUCGCCGAGGAGCUCGAGUACUCGGAGCUGCUCGACGUCGCCAACCACAUCGACGAUCCGUUCGAGAGGAUGGUGUACGUUGCGGCGUUUGCCAUCUCUGGAUACGCCUGGGCCACCUGGAGGUUUCGCUACAAGCCCUUCAACCCGGUUCUGGGAGAAACGUACGAGAGUCACAGAGAAGACCGAGGCUUCCAAUUCGUCAGCGAGCAGGUCAGCCAUCACCCUCCAGUCUCUGCGUGCCACGCCGAGUCAGAAAACUUCACCUUCUGGCAAGAUCAAAGAUGGAAAAACAAGUUUUGGGGGAAGUCGGUGGAGAUAAUCUCAUCAGGACCGGUGAACGUCGGUCUGCCGAAUUACGGUGAUCACUAUGAAUGGAACAAGAUUGUGACGUGUAUCCACAACGUGCUGAGUCAGCAGCGCUGGUUGGAGCACUACGGCGAGGUGGUGAUCAAAAACACAAAGAGUGACGCGUGCACCUGCAAAAUCACGUUUGUCAAGUCUCGUUACUGGAGCUCAGACAACAAUAAGAACGAGGUGCAGGGCGUCGUCCUCGAUCGGGCCGGAGAGGUGGUUCAUCGUUUCGGCGGUCUCUGGCACGAGGGAAUCUUCUGCGACACGUUGUCGACACCGAAGUGCAUCUGGAAGCCCAACGUACCGCCUAAAGACCAGUUCCAGUUCUACGGCUUCUCACAAUACGCCAGAGAAGCGAACGAGCUGACCCCACAGCUGGAGGCCGUCCUCCCGCCUACAGACACUCGAUUCAGAUCGGACCAGAGGCUCCUGGAGGAGGGUAAAGUAGCGGAGGCCGAUAAAAAGAAGGACGAGGUGGAGGAGAAGCAGAGAGAGAGGAGGAAGGAGAUGGAAAAGAAAGGAGAGGAGCACAAUCCCAGGUUCUUCAGGAAAGCUGUGGAUGAAGCCGGAAAAGAGGUUUGGCUUACCAACGGAACUUACUGGAAGCUUCGCAAAGAUCCAGGCUUCGCCAACGUGGAAAACCUGGACCUGUGGUGCUGAGGCUGAAUGGCACUUAAAACAGGAGAUUAAAAAAAAACAAAAAACAUAGUAAUAUAAUGAAGAGGAAUGAUCCCCGUCGAUUAUGAACUGUAUUCAUGUUUUUACACUAAUCCAUGCAUUAAUAUAUCUGGGAGGCAGAGGAAAGGGGGGGCUAAAGAAGCAUAAAUGAACCUCUUAAUACGUCUCAUUUCUGUUAAUGUAGAGGUGAGAUGCCGCCAUCGAACAAAUGAAGACUGAUUUAGAUGAAGCCGGAUGUCUUUCCAGCCUUUUGUCUACCUCUUGUCCAUGAUUUAGACCUAAAAUAAUCACUCAUAAUCCAGAAAUCUUCCAUUGUUAAUCUCUGCCCUUGACAAAACUGUGGGUAAAAUAAUCAUGCUCAGGUUACGAUAAAAGCCUCUCCGUGUUUAUUAUACAAUUUAAGUGUUAAAAAUGACGUGAAAUAUUUUAGUCAGGCGCUUCUUUUUUUUUUUUUUGCUUCCUGCUGAGGGACUCAGAACACUUGGCGGUUUUCUUCUGGUUUGUUUUGAGGUGUGUUUCAGGUGAACUGGUGGAACUGUCAGUGGGUCUUAAUGUGUAAAUGUAUCCGUAAAGUCGGUGUGUGUGUUUUCUGUUACACACACGGUUAAAUCUUGUUAUCCUGUCGGCUCAUUUGAAAAACACUUGACUGCUCAUUGAGGAGAGAAGGGAGGAAUUUAAACGCUGACGGACAUGAAAUGCGUCUCUUGGAUCUUUUCUGCUCUGUUGAUGCGAUGACGUAUUUUUAUUGAUGUUUCAACGAUGGACUUCAUUAAGGAAAAGAGGCUUCUGUUAAAACCCUGCGAGAUGUUUUUUCUUAUUUUGUUUCAAAUAAAAAACUUCUUAAUCAA